Drosophila biarmipes is the source of this 2535-nucleotide messenger RNA. RefSeq names its product transcriptional adapter 3-B (gene Ada3). Gene Ontology annotation, cellular component: SAGA complex. The record is from RefSeq and is a predicted model, not a curated record. Gene Ontology annotation, molecular function: transcription coactivator activity. The transcript has a single exon. Gene Ontology annotation, biological process: regulation of transcription by RNA polymerase II. Lineage: Eukaryota; Metazoa; Arthropoda; Insecta; Diptera; Drosophilidae. Bases 134 to 1804 code for a protein of 556 amino acids.
UCCGCCAGCACUCGCCCACCUCUAAUUGACGCAAACAAAGUUGCGAUUUUACCACAGAAAAAGAGAAGAAAAAAGCAAAACAAACCCAAAUUCCGCUGCCACCGAGGAAGCAAUCCUGUCGCAGCCGCGUCCCAUGAGUGCGAACCUGAAGAACGUCAAGCUGGCCCACUUCGGCGGUCCGCCCGGCUCCAGUGGCUUCGGCAUCUCGGCGUCCUCCGGGGGCGCUGGAAAACUGCCCACAAAUGGCACGGGCGGCGGCAAAUCCGCUCCGCCCAGCUCCUUCGCGGAGGCCGAGGUGCUGGCCACGCCCGGGGGCGUCGUCAUACCCAUAAUCCGCACCCGGGACGUGCCCAAGCUGCUGCCCACCAUUGCCACCGCACUGCAGCGUCCAGCGGACGAUCACCUGGCCGCCGAGGACCUGGAUGCAGUGCAACUGGAGCUGGAGCAGAUGCUCUCAAACGUGGCGCUGCGCACGCGGGUCCUGAAGGCGGAGUACGACAGCCUGGACAAGGAUGAGAAGCGCCAGGACCGCCGAAAGCUGGACCGCGUCCCGGGAUCGCCGCCCUGCCCGGCCAACAUGCUAAACGGCCUGCUCGGCGUCGGCAGCAACUCCUCCACGAGUCUGGGCAGCCCCCUGGGCGGCGGAGGCGCCUCCUCCUCCAGCCAGUCCAAGCGGAAGCGCGACGAGCCCACAGGCGUGCGCAAGAAGCACUCCUCGAUGACCAUACUGAAGCAACAGGGCGUCGCCGGCGGCUCCUCGAAGCACCAGGCCAAGAACAGCCCCCUGGCCGUGCACACCGACGACAGCAUGGACUAUCUGCCCACCCUGGUGGCGGCCAACGCCUCGGGUUCCGUGCUGCCGCACCACCAGCCGUUGCCCCAGCUGCCCAAGGUGGCGGUGCCCAAGAACGACACACCCAACAAGUUCUGGCUCUCCGUAGAGCCCUACUGCAUGCCGCUGACCAACGAGGAUCUGCGCCUGAUCGACGAUCUCCUGGAGCAGUAUCGGGGUCCGCUGGUGCCGCCGGUGCCCCCGCUGGGUCCCCACUACUCCACGGCCUGGGCCCAGGAGGACAUGAAGGCCCUGCAGCCGGGCGGAGCACGCCUCAAGUCGAACAGCGCCAGCGGGAUGAUCAAGAAGGCCGAGGGAAUGGUGGAGGAGAGCAUCACGGGCCCGCUGACCCAGCGCCUGGUGUCCGCCCUGAUGGAGGAGUCGCUGAUGACGCUGCCCAGCGAGCAGGCGGCCGUGGGCGAGCACAGCAACAGCACCACGAGCAGCAGCAACGAGAACACCCACUCACACUCGUCGUCCUCGGCCAAUGCCGCCGCUGCGGCUGCUUCCGGCAACUUCCGAUCGCUGGCCAUGAUGAAGCACGGCGUGGGCAUCGAACAGCGGCUGAAGAAGACGCUCAUAGAGAACGGACUGAUCGACGCCAGUGAGUUGGCGGCCCACGAGGACGUGGACGAGGUGCUGCUGGAGAUCAAGCGGGUCACCACAGAGAUAAGCUCCAUUUCUCAGUUCAACAGCGAGGAGCUGAAGCGACUGCGUUCGGCCGCCAGCGAGGAGAUCAAGCGCAUUGCCAUCAAGCGGAAGUUGGACACGGUCGACCAGGAGAUACUCGAGUGCUACAAGCGGAUGCUGCAGUACCGGACCAAGCGCAAGGGACACACCAUCGAGGAGAAGCAGGAGAUCCUGCGGCUGACCAGCGAGCAGCGCCUGCUGGCCGAUCAGCUGGAGCGCAUGCAGAUGCACCUGCCGUGCGUCGGCGGCGCUGGCGGCUCCCUGAUGGAGCCCAAGAUGUAGGACAGGACCCUGGCCUGGGGCUGGUGCCAGCUAAUGGCCAUGCAUCAGGCAAAGAGGCAGGUCCGGGAGGCUAGCCUCAAGCUGCAGUGUGUCUGAAGGAACCCUCCUCCUCCGCCUCCGCCUCGACUUCUCCCUGUUCCUGUUCGCCCGACUGUACAUUAGCACGUAGCAAACCACAGCCCGAGGAGUGGAUGGUUGGCAAAGGAAGCUGUCUCCGAGUCCUUCCUAGCAACUUCCCCCCGUAUUCUUAUCUUUGCCGCCCGACUGUACAUUAGCAAAGAUAUAUACCUUAUAGUAUGUAGAGUUCACGCUUGAAGUGGAUUUAAUGUUAAGACAAGGUGUUCAAGAGGCGGAUAUUAGUUUUGGCUUAAUUCCAAGCUGUUCCUCUGGGAAAGCCCUGGAUUCUGUCACUUGGAGAGCAACCUCUUCUUGGAUAGAACACUCUAAGAUGUAUUUCAACUGCCUGGAACAGCUGUUCCCAACUUAUUUUGUAUUUGCAUGUGAAACAUCCACAGAUUUCGCAGGUUUGUAAAUAGAGAUGGAGCCUGUUUGUAUCCCAAGCUUUCUCGGAGGGAAUUACCCACAAAUUACUAUCCGCCUCCGUGAAUCGAACGUUUUUUUGCUUUUCGCAACUAUAAAUAUUGAUCCACCCCACUUAACACUCCCAAGUACGUACACUUUGUAUAGCCUAAGUUAUCGCGCGGCAAUAAAGUCGUCACUAUCGAGAGUAA